AUGUUGGCCAAAAUCCGCUCUGAGGAGUUUGAGAACAACUUUUUUGUGGGAGAUGCCUUUCUGGAGAAACCCACGCCUGGAAAGGAAUCAGCAGCAGGAUGUAUACUGGACAAGGUGGUUGCCAUCGUCAAAGAGAACGCUAUGACGGACUCUGCGACUGUGAAUGAGCUUCAGGUGGAUUUGGCCGCCUGCUGCACUCACGACUCCCAGGACUGUGUUGCAGAUGUGUCCUCGGCAUAUGCGUUGCUGGAGGCGGUCAACAGACAGCAGCUGGACGCCCAAACCACAGCCCCCAAGGUCGCGGCGAUGCUGAUCCGGGCAGUGGAAAAGCGAAGCUCCGAGGAGAAAAUCCGAGGCUCGUUCUCCAGAGGUCACACCAGUUUUGAUUUUUUAAAUAUGUUUAUGAUUGUUUUCCUAGAUUUUCCGUCAGAUGAUUAUGAUACAAAACGAUCAUGUAUUUGUUCAAGGGAGACUUGUUGUUAG
This is a messenger RNA of Cladocopium goreaui, 483 nucleotides long. NCBI's taxonomy places the organism in Eukaryota, Dinophyceae, Suessiales, Symbiodiniaceae. The record is from the annotation of a GenBank genome assembly.